AUGCACAUUGUAUUGAACCCAAGGGCCCUAAUACCACCAGAAUCAGCUGCCGGUAAACAGAAUGCCGCCACUCAGGCAUCUGCCGGCGCUAAGCCAAUUGGCUCUGUUCCGCCAGCUGCAAAAGCUGUUUCAUCACGCAGCCCAACAACACCAUCACCAGCGGCAGCGGUAGCCGCUAAACCAGCAGCGGCUGUGCAGCCACAUCCGAAUACUGCAACGCCAGCUACUCAAGCUGUCAAAGGUGCAGCAACUCCUGGUAACGGGGCUGCCCCAUCUGCACCAAAGUUGCAUCAAACAUCUUCUACUAAAGGAAACAAGCCACCAGCAGCACCGCCCCGUAUCCAACUAGAAAAGGAGACCAAAGAGCAAAUCCUUGCUGCAAUAAUGGAACCGCCAGGCGAAGACGAUAACAGCUCGUUGAUAAGCAUACAACCUUCGCAAUCUGAAGUGAAUAUAGAUGUACAGAAGAAACUACAAGAUUCGCCUGUGGUGAAGGCUUUCGCUGAAGCCGAGAAGAAGAAAUCGUCACAACAUUGA
Molecule: messenger RNA, 537 nt
Organism: Cooperia oncophora
Lineage: Eukaryota; Metazoa; Nematoda; Chromadorea; Rhabditida; Trichostrongylidae
Source: the annotation of a GenBank genome assembly